Messenger RNA from Perca fluviatilis (European perch), 2950 nucleotides. Its product is annotated as serine-rich and transmembrane domain-containing protein 1. NCBI's taxonomy places the organism in Eukaryota, Metazoa, Chordata, Actinopteri, Perciformes, Percidae. The record is from RefSeq and is a predicted model, not a curated record. Gene Ontology annotation, cellular component: intracellular membrane-bounded organelle. Bases 492 to 833 code for a protein of 113 amino acids. The transcript has 2 exons.
AGGGAGGGCAGAGACAGAGGAAGUCACAGAGGGAAUGAGAUUAGAGCGAGCACUACUCCCUCUCUUCUCUUCUCUCUCUUCUUUUCUCUUCACCACUUCAGUAAAAAAACCCAUAAUUCAUUAGUUACAGCCUCUCAAUUAGAGACCUUGUGUAUGUGUGUUUCCUUUUGUAUGUGAGCCCAUUCAUAGAGAGAAUCCACAUCUGACAGUGUCUACUCCAGCUGUAGUGCAUGUGUGUGUGUGUGUGUGUGUGUGUGUGUGUGUGUGUGUGUGUGUGUGUGUGUGUGUGUGUUUGUGUGUGUGUGUGUGUGUGUCAACCUGAAUGACAGAAAGAGAGAGGGAGAGGGAGCGGACAGGCUCAUAGGGAAGAUCUCAGCAGGGGCAACAGAUCUGGAUUUGCUCGGCUGAAAACACCAAACACAACAGGAUGGAUUUCUGCACGACGUGAACGCGACCGAGGAACACCCGCAUCACACAUUAAAAAAGCCAGGAUGUCAGGAAUGGACGCGCUGUUGGUGGACCGUAAUGAGACUGAAAUCUCUCCAAUAGACAAUGGGACCUUCCUCCGUUUCUCCCCAACCUCUGCUUCCACAUCUGCGGCUGCCUCGUCACCAGGACGUCCGGGCAACGUUUAUGUUUACGUGUGGCUUUUUUUCGGCCUGCUGGUAUUCCUCCUGACGCUGCUCAUCAUCUCCCUCCACAGGCUGAAAAACAUCAUCUCCUCCUCCUCGUCUGUUCCCGACUGCAGCAGCGAGGGAGGGAGCUCCUUCACCAACAUGGAAAUCUGUAGCAUCUCGUCCCAGAGGUCCACCAUCUCCUCACUGUCCACCUAAGGGAGAUGGGAUGGAGCACAUACAGACACAUAGACAUACAGUAUAUGUCCAUGUGCUUACAUGGUAAGCAUGCACACACACAAAGCCCAUGGAGGUCCAGUGCCUUCUCACUGUGACAUACAAAUACAAAAACACUUUUUCAGCCACAAAGAAGCGGACAGCAUGGCAUUAUAGUACAUUCCGUGCAUGUAUAUUCUAUUUCCGGUGGUCCAGUGAGUCAGGUAUGUCCAUGCGAUUUGCAUAGGCACAGGUGAAAUAUAGCUCACAAUGUGAUGAAGAGGUAUUGAGGGUUGAGACUGACUGAACCCCUUUGAGCCUUAUUUCAACGACAAAGACAGAUGAACCUGAGAAACUGCUCUUCCUCAGCAGGAAAAAGCAUUGGAACUAUUGUCUUUCUUCACUGUUUUUGUAAAGGUAAUUUAUUGUACUGUACUUGUCAUAUUUACUGUGGAACAAAUAAUAUUGCUUUAUAGUGCGUACAGCAUGUCUCAUAAUGUCUGUAGACUACAGUACAUUGCCAAAUCAGAAUUACAAUAAUAUUUAAGACCAUACAUUGUACAGAAAUGCAUGCUUGUGUCUCAGUUGUUCAGUAAGGCUUUGGGAACUUUUUUUUUUUUUUUUUACCACUUGGCAAAUUUCUGUAUGAUGCCCCUGGGGAAAGGACAAGACAUACUGCUGUGGAUGUAAAGGUGAGAAAGAAAUGAGGGCUGUCUCUUGGACUCUUGACAGACAGUCUGACUGCAGCUAUAGACCAGGUCAAAACUGGCAUAAACAACAAGAUGAAAUUCUGGUCCUGAAAGACAGUUGCAGUCUCCAUAGUGACUGAUGCUCUGAGAGCUCUGUGCAGCUGUCAGCCUUGUCUGUAUUCCAAGUAUAACUACAAUAAUGGUUGUUUUGGCUCAACAUACAUCAUUUUUGUUUUAAUACCGUAAAAUGUUUCUUUGACAUGGCAACAAAAAUACACACUCGAAACAAAUUAUUAGAAAAAGAUUCAUUCAUCUUUGUCACACUUUGCCAUAAAAUUCAAUAUGAACUGAUGGCUUGUAGAGCAGCGAUGACGGCUACGAGGCCACGGACAAUACAAGGAGUCAUAUCUGUCAGUGUUCUUAUCAACAAAUCCUAAUUUUUUUCAGUUGAUGGUACUGUGUCAGCCAAACUCUUUGGUUCCCCAAUCACAGUGUUGACUAUUGGUUCAUUAUCUCAGCUGUUGACAAACAUGUAUGGUUAUUAUGUCUAGAACCUGUUUGGUUUAAAGUACAAAAGAUGUUUUAAAUAAUAGCUAAAUGUUGGUUUUCAAGUUAACCAGGAAGUAAACUCUUUGUUUUAGCCUGGUGAUGUUAAAAGAAUAACCCCCUGAUUGAACCCCCUGACUGUGUUUUGUUAUAUUAAAGCUCACAUUUUCAGUUCUAGUCCUGCAAACACAAAUCAUUCAGUGAAAGUAGAUUCAAUUAUUUUCCUUGCAUGAUUUACUGUACUGGAUGUAACUGCAAAGCUGACUUUUGUCCCUGGAUUAAAUGAAUGCAACUAAGGAUUCCAUCCUCUCUUACACAUUGUACAUAUUCUCUUUUUUCAUGCUUGUAAGGGAUGUGUUCCUACUUGUAUCUCUAUUUGAUUACUGGGUCUGCUGCAUAAGGUGCUUUAAUAUCCUGUUAACGGAAACUCCCAGCACCAUGAGCCCAACAAGUCUACAGCAACUUGUGACGCAUGCAAUUAACCAAACUCACACCUGAAACUUUACACAGUUUAUCUUUAAGAAGCUCCACAGGAGAGGCUUUGAGUUACAUGACUUGCUUAAGGGAACUUGAGUUCUUUCAUUGAUUCGAUUUAAGCAGGAGACAAUGCAGGACCAGAUCCUACAGAUGGAAAAAACAUACAGCUAGUGCUGGAAAUAGAAACUGGACACGUUGUUAAACUAACGCUGCUCUGUACGUCUUAGGUCUGUGUUCUUAGGAGGUGCUGCAGAGAAUGACGGACAGUAACAGACUGAAAUGUGUUUCUUGAAAUCAUCUGAAGAAGACUGGUGUCUAGUGAAUGCAACAAUAACACACCCUUGUGUGUUAAAAAGGAACCUUUUAGUGAAAAAGCAUAUUUGACCAAUAAAAAGUAAAGUCAUCAAA